CUCGUAAAUAAAGAAUCCGUUUAAAACCGAAAAAUGGAAUUUCAAUGUGUAAUUUGCGAAAUGAAAUUUUCUGAAAAAUGUUUAUUUAUUCAUCAUCAAGCAAGUCAUGCAGAAGACAGACACGAGUGUCAAAGAUGUGGACAGGAGUUUUUCCGUUUACAAGAUUUACAACUACACGAGAAAACCCAACAUGAAGCAAGACUUUAUGUUUGUGAAAUAUGCAACGCUACAUUUGAACAACGAGAAACUUUAAUGAUUCACCAGAUAGUGCACCAGAUAGAGCAAUAUAAUCUGCAAAUAGAACAAGACAAAAAUAAGCAUGCGAGAAAACAACCACAUGGAUGUUUCAAUUGUAAACAAGUGUUUGAUAGUGAACUAGAAUUACCAAAGCACGGAGAAGAAAAACACAGAUUUGACACAUUUUAUUACCAAUGCAGAUAUUGUAAAAAAAUAUUUGCUGAUAGCGACACGUAUAAUUCGCAUCUUAGAGAACAUUCCUCACAUUCAGUCCUGCAGGAACAAUUAAUGCGUAAAGAGCCUUCUUUACCACAAAACUUUCCGGAACUGCAAACGAAACCAGGACCUUCUUCUUCACAAACCCUCCAGGAGCCAUCGACGCAAGCAAGUCCUUUAACACAAAUUGUGGAGGCACUAAGGACACAAACAAAACCAUCCUCAACACAAACCCUCCAGAAACGAAGAAUGCAUACUGGACCUUUAUCAACACAAUUUCUAAAAAAACUACGGGUGCAAACAGGACCGUCUUCAACACAAACCCUCCAGAUACCACAGAUUCUAGCAACACCUUCAACACAAAUUGUGCAGGCACCACGGAUGCAAGCAGGACCAUCCUCAACAGUAAUUCUUCAGAAACCACAAAUGCAAGACACACUUUCAACACAAAUUGUGCAGGCACCACAGACGCAAGCAGGACCAUUUUCAACACUACCCCUCCAGAAACCACAGAUGCACGCAACAUUUUCAUCACAGAUUUUGGAAGCACCACGGAUGCAAGCAGGACCGUCCUCAACACAAACCCUCCAGAAAUCAAAGAAACCGAGGAUGCAAGCAAAACCUCCUUUAACACAAACCCUGGACGAACCAAAGAUAGAAGCAGAAACAUCAUCCACACAAUCCUUAGAUAAACUAUCGAUGCCAGUAAAACCUUUGUUAAGUGCACUUCUUCAGGAAAUUUUGAAACAAGCAGGAUUUCAUAUUUCCACAAUACUGCAGAAAUUAUUUAUGAAAACGGGGUCCUCGUUAAUUGCAAUGCUGCAGGAACAAUUAAUGCAAACAAGUCCUUAUAAAAUAGAAACCCUGAUAAAAGCAGGGAUGCAAGCAGGACCUUUUAUUCAAAACUUGCAGGAAGAGCAAAGGCAAGAGGAAUCAACACAAACUCUGCAUAGCCUCCACGAUUCAGCUCAAACUUCGAACAAAGAAAAAAUUCAAGCAAGAUUUUACUCUACUGAAAUUUCGGAGAAAGAUAUGAUGCAAAUAUCAUCCUCAACUGAAUUCUCACAGGUAGUAGAACCGUUUACUGAAAUUCUGCCCAGUUUUCAUGAUUCUUUUUUAUUUUCUUCAACAAAAAUGUCUGAUAAAAAAGGGAAGCAAUUCCCACCUGCUCAAAUUCUUCCGGAGGACUGGACACAAGCAGGACCUCUCUUUACUAAUAUUUCGGAAAAAGGUGUGAUUCAAGAAGAAUCUUUUUCAAGUGAGACUUCGGAAAAAGUAUUGAUGCAUGCAGAGUCUUUAACAGAAACUGUUUCCAGUUUUCAUUAUUCGUCUUCAACUGAAACUUCGAAUAAAAAAGACAUGCAAGCAGGAUUUUCUACUCGAAUCAAUCAUGAUAAAGAAGUGGAAUCGGGCCCUUCUACUCAGUCUUUACCUUCUUUCUCUGUUUUUCUUGAACAAUCUCAAACGCAAACUCCGAGUGAAGAACAGAAAAAUUAAGGUUAAGACGAAUAGCUUUUUUAUUCUAUUUAAGUUUGAAAAGAAAACUCGACUAAAUGAUCAAUUGUAAAAAUAUAUAAAAAUAAGUUACUAGACAAUUUUGCUUUACAGUGAUUUACAAUGUAUUUUUU
Messenger RNA from Centruroides sculpturatus (bark scorpion), 2081 nucleotides. RefSeq names its product zinc finger and BTB domain-containing protein 24-like. NCBI's taxonomy places the organism in Eukaryota, Metazoa, Arthropoda, Arachnida, Scorpiones, Buthidae. Gene Ontology annotation, biological process: regulation of DNA-templated transcription. The record is from RefSeq and is a predicted model, not a curated record. Bases 34 to 1950 code for a protein of 638 amino acids. Gene Ontology annotation, molecular function: DNA-binding transcription factor activity, RNA polymerase II-specific; RNA polymerase II cis-regulatory region sequence-specific DNA binding. The transcript is spliced from 2 exons.